AUGGAGAAUUCUGAUGAAGAAAACUUCGGUGUGGCCAUCUCCUCCCCUUCAGACGCCGAGUUUGAUGCAGUUGUUGGCUACCUGGAGGAUAUCAUAAUGGAUGACGGUUUCCAGCUAAUACAGAGGACUUUUAUGGAGAAGCACUACCAGGAAUUUGAUGACUCGGAAGAAAACAAGCUCGUCUAUACUUCUAUUUUUAAUGAAUACAUCUCUUUAGUAGAGAAAUACAUCGAAGAGAAGUUGAUUGACCGCAUUCCUGGUUUUAACAUGACUGCUUUCACAAUGUCCUUGCAACAGCACAAAGACGAAAUGGCAGGUGAUAUAUUCGAUAUGCUUCUCACCUUUACUGACUUCCUGGCUUUCAAAGAAAUGUUCUUGGAUUACAGAGCUGAAAAAGAAGGUCGAAGUCUGGAUUUAAGCAGUGGGUUAGUUGUAACCUCGUUAAACAAAUCAUCGAUAUCCUCCUCCUAG
Molecule: messenger RNA, 471 nt
Organism: Apaloderma vittatum (bar-tailed trogon)
Lineage: Eukaryota; Metazoa; Chordata; Aves; Trogoniformes; Trogonidae
Gene: ARL2BP
Product: ADP-ribosylation factor-like 2 binding protein
Exons: 6
Coding region: 1-471 (156 amino acids)
Biological process (GO): positive regulation of tyrosine phosphorylation of STAT protein; maintenance of protein location in nucleus
Cellular component (GO): mitochondrial intermembrane space
Source: RefSeq, a predicted model, not a curated record